Rotaria socialis is the source of this 6834-nucleotide messenger RNA. The record is from the annotation of a GenBank genome assembly. NCBI's taxonomy places the organism in Eukaryota, Metazoa, Rotifera, Eurotatoria, Philodinida, Philodinidae.
AUGAAUCUUGAUGCAGUAUCCUUAGCUCUUGCUCAAAUAUCAUUUACAAUCAAAACAUUAUCAAAAAGUAAUUUCAAAAAUUCUGUUGCUGAAAUAUCAAAUCUUAUAUCUGAAUAUGGAUUUGAAGCUGAACGUCAUUUGUAUCGUACAUUAAUAUCAUAUCUUGAUUUACAAUCCAUUGACGAAAAUAAUAUAACAUUAAAACGUCCCGAAAAUAUUUAUCUAAGCUAUUGGCAACAAGAAAUUGCAUCAUUUAUUUCAAAACCAAAUUUUCCUACAUUAAUUUGCUAUGCAUUUGAUACAGCUAUAGCACAAAAAUCACUUAAAAUCCUGUCACCACCCAAUGCUUUUUUGACUACAAUAUGUAAAUUGUUUAAAUUGAAUCAUGCGCAAGAACUUGUUUUUGUUCUUGCCUUGAAAAAUUCAACUCAAACAGAACUUCAAAUCUUAGUUCAUGAGCAUAUUCAAAAACGCUUACCAGAAUUUAUUCAAACAAUAAUUGAAUUUGAUUCAAGUUUGAAAGAAGUAGGUUUAACGGAUUUAUCUAUCGAAUCACUUCAUCCACUUCUAAUACAAAUUCGACAAUAUGUAUCGAAUGAAUCAUCCAUUGUUAAAGUUGAACAAUAUGAACAAUUGCUCAAUUUACUACGAAAAGAAUAUUCAAUCGAAAGAAUAGGCAAUAAUAAUCUAUUAAUUCUUCUUCCAAUACUUUAUCCAUCGAAUACAAUAUCAAAUGAUCUCACAUCUACACAGAUAUUAUCUGAUUCAAGUAAUCUUUCUACAUCAGUGUGGCAAAUGGAUGGUACAUUAUCCGAUGUUAUACUUGAAAUGGGCUAUGACUUUACAUCAUCAAUUGAACAUUGUCGAAAUGCAUUAGUUCAUUUUGGUUUACAAGAAUUAAAACCAUCAACUAUUGCACGGAUACUUUCAGCUAUGAUUAAAACCCAUUCAGGCUUAAAUGAAAACACAUCGAUUUAUGAUUCGAAUGGUGUUGAAAUGAUAGCAAAUAGUGAUAAAAGUUCAACGCCAACUUGGAAUGUUGAUACCUUUGUGAUUGCAAUAAAUGAUUUAGUACCAACUGUAAAUUGGAAAGAUGUUGUAAAAGAAUUCGACCAUACAGGAUUUUUAGUACGUGAUCGACAAGCUCUGAUACUACUUGUAACAGCCCUACGGCGAGCAUUACCACCUGAACAAUAUAUUGAUUUACUUUAUGGACGUUGGAAUAACGUUGACGGACAAUUGUCAUGGCUUGCUCAAGCAAUUCGUUAUCCGGAUGUAUUCUGUUUCGGUGAUCAUCCAGCUCAUCCUGUUUUGAUUGAUUGUCUCAAGCAUCCACUCGAGGAUACAAAGGAAACGUGGACAUGGCGUUCAUUAAAUUUAAUUGAAUGUUUAUUACGCAUUGCCGAUACAGGUUUAUAUCCUAUUGUACUUGACAUAUUUAAACAUGGAAUUCAACGUUCGGGCGAAUUGAUUUUUCUUGGUUUAUUACAACUUCAUACUGUUUGGACAACAUUGAAACAAGAACUAUUACAAUUAAUAAUUCCUACAUUUCUUGCCAAUAGCCCAAAUGCAAAUCCACUUCUUAAUUAUAUGUGGAAUUCACAACAUCACAUAACACAAUUACGAACAAGUUUAUUAACAGCAUUAGCCGAUUGGUAUAAUCGUUCAAGUGAUAAUGAACAACAGCAACGUCUUAGUCGUGUACUUGAAAUAGUCCAAGAUUUAAAAGCUUUACCUAUACUACUUGCAGCACAACCAAUAACAUUUAUUCUUGAUUUAGCUUGUUUAGCAUCAAGACGUGGUUAUUUAAAAUUAGAUAAAUGGUUGUCAGAUAAAUUACGUGAACAUCAAGAUUUAUUUAUUCAAACAACUGUACAAUAUUUGCGUAAAAAAGCUCCGCAAUUACUACAAAUUCCUUCAAAAGACGACACAAAUUAUAAGCAAAUAGCUAAUAUUGAAACAAUAAAUAUUCUUUUAACAGUGCUUCAAUUAGCAUUAUCAUCAAUAACAAAUUUAGAUCUAAUACAAGAAAUUCAAACAAUGAUAUCAACAGCAAAAAUUCUUAAUAGUUUAACAUCAACAAGAUCUGAACCGUUUCACACAACAUUAACGCAUCCUUUUACACCAUCACCAACCAAUGGAGUUUCAUUAUCGACUCAACUUCGUUCCUUACCAAGUUCGAAUAAUAAUGAGUCAUCAAUAAUGAAUGAAAUAUCCGAUGUUGAUGUUUAUUUCAAACGUUUAUAUUCUAAAACCACAAGUCCACCGCCAAUAUCGGUGGAUGAAUUUCUUGAUAUUAUGGCAAAAUGUAAAGAUUCAACAAUACCACGAGAAAGAGAAGUAUUUCAAAAUGGAAUAAGAAAUUUAUUCGAAGAAUAUAAAUUCUAUCCUCAAUAUCCUGAAAGAGAAUUACUUCUAACAGCGCAAUUAUUUGGUGGAUUUUUCGAACGUGGUUUAUUCCAAAACCAAGUUUUAAUUGCUGCAUUUCGAGUUAUUCUCGAAGGUUUAAAAAAACCAGUUGGAACUAAUCUUUGGAAUUUUUCUGUAACAGCACUUAAUCGAUGCAAAACAAGAGUUCGUGAACAAUCAGCUUUAGUUCAAACAUUACGGAAUUUACCAACUUAUUCAGAGAUUCCAACACAAAUAACUGAUUAUCUUGAUUUUAAUUCUAAAGCAACAAUUCCACCACCCACAUUUGAUGCGUUACAUACAUUAACGCCAACGCCAAAUAUUCCGCCUCAGUCCAUAGCUACUAGUCCACAUUCACAUGUAUUUGCAAGAAUGAAUAGUGGCUCAUCGAUGACAACACCUCAACAAUUUAAUCCUAUUGGCAAAGAAAGUGCAUCACAAAAAGGCCCUUCGUUAACACAAAAUGCAAAUAUUCGUACAUUAAUCAAUGAUCCAAGUUAUAAUCUUGUUCGAAUCAAACAACCACCAGAACAUAUUAAUGAUAAAGUUUCAUUUACAUUUAAUAACUUAUCACUGUCUAAUCUAUCACAAAAGGCACAAGAAUUAAAAGAUUUAUUGAAUAACGAUGAACAAUUAUGGAAAUGGGUCGGACAGUAUCUGGUUAUAAAACGUGUAUCAUUAGAACAUAAUUUUCAUUCGUUAUACGCUGGUUUUCUCAAUACACUUAAUAUUAAUAUUCUUUUCGACACAGUUCUAACUGAAACACAUCGAAAUAUAAAAAUUCUUUUAUCAAGUGAUAAACAAAUCAAUAAUAUUCCUGAUCGUUCCUUAUUAAAAAAUCUUGGUCAUUGGCUUGGCUUAAUUACGAUUGGACGAAAUAAACCAAUUCUUGCUACGGAUUUGGAAAUGAAAUCUUUAGUCAUCGAAGCAUAUCAUAUGGGCCCACAAGAAUUACUAUAUGUUAUACCAUUUGUUUCGAAAAUUUUAGAAUCAUGUGCAAAAAGCAAAAUUUUUCAACAGCCAAAUCCAUGGUUAAUGGGUAUCAUGUCUAUUCUUGCAGAAAUGCAUGGAACACAAGAUUUUAAAUUGAAUUUAAAAUUCGAAAUUGAAGUUCUUUGUAAACAUUUAGAAAUUCCAUUAAAUGAACUUCCAAUUCAUAAUAUAUUAAUGAACAAAGAUUAUUUUGAUAAACUUGAAAAACAAUUAUCAAAUCCGAAUGCUCCAGUUGCGUCGCUACUACCAGUAGUAACUCCAUUAGCUCAACCAUCAGCAAUGAUGGCACCAACGACAGCAUCAUCAUCAUCAACAACAACGACGACGACAAUAACAACGCCUACAACACAAACCGCACCAACAAUAACAACUAUUUCUGAGCCACAAUAUCGUUUAUCAGAUUUUAAACCAUCCACGUUUCAAUCGUUAAGUGCCAUGCUUAAAAUCAAUCCAAAUCUGUCACUUUUUCGAGUUCAUCCACAGCUUAAAACUCAUACAUAUUCAACAAUUGAACAGGCUAUCAAUGAAAGUUUUCAAACUGUUCAACGUUCGCUUAAAGUCGCAACAAGUGCAGCAGAAACAAUAGUACGAAAAGAUUUUCUUCUAAAUCCUGAUGAACAACAAUUACGUACAUCGGCACGUAAUAUGGUUGCCUAUUUAAGUAGUGGCCUUGUUCUGAUAACUGCACGUACAGCAUUACAAGAACAAAUUCAAUCAUAUAUGAAAUCUCAUUUUCAUAAUGUACUUGGCAUAUCUCAAACAUCUACAUUGAAUAGUAAUGAUCAAGCAACAAGUGAAAUGAUUCAACAAGCUGCUAAUGAAAUAGCAACAACAAAUAUUGAAUUAUGUUGUUGUCUUCUACAACGAAUAACAAUAAGUCGUGCAAUACAAUUGAUCGAUCAACGUUUAUUAGCCGAUAUUGAACUACGGCAACGUUGUAGAACCGAAGGACGACAAUUAUCAAUGGGAAAUACUAUUAGUGAAGAUAGAUUGCCAGAACAAGUUCGUUUACAUUAUGGCCCAUUUUCACCACAUCAAUUGGCUAUCUAUGAAGAUUUCGUUCAUUUUAUUCCGGGUUUUAAACCCAAUGAUAGUGAAAAACGGGAAUUAGCUACGAUGGAAGAAAGUGUUCCAUCCGUAUGGGAUCGAUUAAUAUCUGACAUUGAACAAACAAUUCAAAGUCAGCGUAAUCAAUUAUUUACAACAGCAUUUCAACGUUUACUAGAGAGUGUUAAUCUACUUCGAUCUAAUUUACAAAAUCAAACACCAACAAAUGCACCGCAAGUAGCAUUAACAAAUUUAUUACAUAUAAUACUUUACAAUUAUCUUGAACAUUACACUGUUCAAUCUCAAGUUCAAGAUAAUGAAAGUUUUGAACGUUUCAAAACAAUUCAUAUGAAUGUAUUAAAAUUACUUGUCGAAAUACGUUUACCAUUACAAUUUAUUAAUAAACAAUUAACUAAAUCAUGGUUAGAAUGUGCCAAUGAAUUUAAAUUUAAUAUAUUUGCUUUCAAUCAUUUAAUACGUCAUCGUCUUCUUGACAUUCGACAAAUCGAUGUACAAUUAUCUCAAUUAAUUGAUUCAGGAAGUAAUGCGGCACUUCAUUUUGCUGUUAAUUUUCUUCGUAAUUGUGUUAUUGAACAGCCAUGUUGUUCCGAUAAUGAUAUUCCAUUAACACUCGAUUCACUCCAUCGUAUAUCAUUAAUUGGUAAACAACCAGCUGAAGCUGUUCGAGAUUUACUUGAAAUCAUACGUCUAAACUAUGCAUCAUUAACUGAUUCAAAUGAAAAUAAAAUCGAUAAAUUAGCUAUUUUAUCAUUAUCAGUUAUCAAUAAUGGAAUGAAAUAUUUAUCGAUGGACGAUAUUGAAAGUAUAACAAUUAUCAAUAAAGCAAAACUUAUCUUAAACGAUUGGGUUAAUUUAACAAUGACACAAACAAAUCGAAUCAGUCAACAGCAAGCUUUUCAAGAAUUCUUCAAUCAGAUGACUUUACAAGGCAUAAUUCGUUCGGAUGAUACAAUAGCAAAAUUUAUUCGUGCAACAAUUCAAUUAUGUAUUAAUAAUGUUUAUGAUGUUGUACAACAAAAGUCAUCAUCGUCACAACAACAUCCUCAAUAUGUUCGUUGUCAUCAAGGAAUUGAUUCUCUGUGUCGAUUUUUAUACUUGUUAACAGUGCAUACAUCAGAUAAUAAUAAUUAUGCUGCUCGUAUACAUAUCAUUAAUAUCAUAUUAGGUUUAUUAGCUACACUGUGCUUUUUGGAUCAUGAAGAACGUGGAGAUCAAUUUCAUCCACUUGCAUAUGAAAGAAUUAUUUUAAAUCUAUUUCAAGAAUCAACAAAUGCUGCUGCAUUAAAUGUCACUAGUCCAACAACCGUUGGCGACAAUACUGCGUCCAAUGAUCAAGUAAUGUAUUAUAUUUACUUGGCAUUUACAAAUUGUCUACAUCUUCUACGUCCUCAACGCGUAACCGGUUUUGCUUUCGCUUGGCUUGAAAUAGUUGCUCAUCGAACAUUAAUGUCUCGUUUCUUAUUAAAUGGUGGUCGAUUUUAUCGUCAAAUUCAAAAUAUGUAUUCAUUACUUCUUGUCGAUGCAUUACGUCUUGUUGCUCCAUUUAUACGUUCCGGUGAAAAUACUCAAUCAUUUCAAGUCUAUUAUAAAGGCAUAUUAAAAACAUUCAUGUUAUUAUUACAUGAUUUUCCAGAAUUUUUAUGUGAACAUUAUUAUGAAUUUUGUGAUUCAUUACCAUUAAUAUCACAUCAAUUACGUAAUAUAAUCUUAUCGUCCUUUCCAAAACAGAUACGUUGUCCAGAUCCAUUAAAAACCAAUGUUAAAAUCGAUACGCUCAAUGAUAUAGCAACAACACCAACAAUCUCAUACAAUUAUUCAUUAAAUAUUCAACCAUCAAAAUUUAAAACAAAUCUUGAUUCAUAUCUACGUUCACGUGCACCAGUAACAUUCUUAUCGGAAUUACGUUCAUAUUUACAACAAGGUGCCGAUCCUGGUUCACAUUAUAAUAUUAGAAUGUUGAAUGCACUUGUCUUAUAUGUUGCCACACAAGCAUUGUCAACAAUAAAUAAUCGGCAACCAUUAAUGUCAUCAAUAACUCAUACAGCUCAUAUGGAUAUAUUUCAAAAUUUAGCUGUUGAUUUGGAUACAGAAGGACGAUAUUUAUUUUUAAAUGCUAUGGCUAAUCAUUUAAGAUAUCCAAAUACCCAUACACAUUAUUUUAUCUAUACAAUUUUAUAUUUAUUUGCUGAAGCAAAUUCAGAAGCUUUACAAGAACAAAUUGUUCGAGUUUUACUUGAACGAAUUGUAGCAAAUCGUCCACAUCCAUGGGGAUUAUUAGUUACAUUUAUAGAACUUGUACGAAAUCCAAAUUUAAAAUUAUGGUCAAGAGAAUUUAUGAGUAUUUCACCUGAUGUUAAACGGUAA